AUAUGAAAAACUAUAUGAUUAUCUUGAACAUCGUGACUCUGAUAUUACUCUAGUCAUUUCAAUAAGAAAUGGAAAAUGUACAAUGUAGCACAAAUGAGAAUUCUUGUAUGUAUCGUUUAUAGAAUAGAAGAUAAUACGCCACAAAUCUGCAAUGGCGGCGUAUGACCUCUAGAAUAUUCCAGGUAAAGAAGUGUAGUUUCUGUUUGAGCCACUAAGAAGAAGAUUGCAUAUACUUAACGUUUCUCGGCAGGUCAAAAUAAUUUUGAUUGGUAAACUAUUUCAUUCUCGGUUUUUAUAUUUAAUCGAUCAAUACAAAAAGGUUUCAGUGCGUUACAUAUUUCGAAUUGGAACUAACAAAAAUACUAGUUUACGUUGAUUGUGUAUCUUUUAACCCCAAACAAAAAAAAAAAAAAACAAAUAUGCGGGAUAUACAUAAUUGUGUGUCUUAUCAGCUCUAUAGUUACCGCACAACCAAUACACUAGAUAUACAUUAAUUAUUUAUCUGAUCAGCUCUAUUGUUACCGCACAAACAUACACAUUAAUUAUGUAUAUUAUCUGCUUCUUGGUAACCUCACACAUACUCCAGCACAGAGAAUACGACACAAUGUACUACCUGAGUAUACGAAAAACUAUAUAUCUAGAACAUCGUGACUCUAAUAUUACUCUAGUCAUUACAAUAAGAAAUAAUACAUGUACAAUGUAGCCCAGAUGAGAAUUCCGGUAUGUAUCGUUUAUAAAAUAGAAGAUAAAUGCGGCACAGACCUGCAAUGGCGGUGUAGGUUCCAGACGGAACAAUCAUACGGAGAUGUCUUUAAUCGUCGGAACACAAGUCACGACGAACAGGGGGACCAAACCAAUGGCACUACAUGUAUAACUCCUUUUACAACUGACCUAAAACCAAAAGAUACCUGGGUUGAACCCGACAUGGCGCUAGACCAGUGUGUGUCCUCCGAUACAAUAUAUAACGAAGAUGUCGUGAUCAGUGUUGUUGAUAAAAUUACACAGGAGGAAAAUGUCGAGACAGCCACUUUGAAGAGUUUGGUAACGUACAUUGGAGUUUCGUCCAAGAAACCAACAAGCAGCCCCUCCGCUGGUUAUUCGAGACAACAGUACAGACCCUCCAUCAUAUUGGUUAACGGUGAAUAGGUGAACUUGAACAAACAGCCCUGCAUAUUGAUCAGAUUUAAGCACAGGAUGGCACGUGUGUUCCUUCGAUUGAACCGCUGGUACGAGGAAGUUAUGCUUGAUCUGGUCAUGUUGCACGCGCAGAGACAAGCCAAUAAGAAAAGAGAAAAGGGACUACGUCAGCAAAAUGUGUAGCCGCGACGCACCAUGUGACCAGUCGUACAACAAAUCAGGUGAAAGAGCAAUAUCGGAAUUGCCAAUAUAGGACCACAUCAAAUAUUUCGAGAGUUGAUUUUAUUUUAUUUAUUUUAUUCUUAAUACAGUUUUUUGAAGUUA
Molecule: messenger RNA, 1461 nt
Organism: Mizuhopecten yessoensis (Yesso scallop)
Lineage: Eukaryota; Metazoa; Mollusca; Bivalvia; Pectinida; Pectinidae
Exons: 3
Coding region: 691-1146 (151 amino acids)
Source: RefSeq, a predicted model, not a curated record